ACAUCCCCAGCAACAUCCACGGCAGCAGCAUCCUCCACAGAAAUACCACUAUCAGCUGCGAGGACAGCCUCAGAGGAGCCGCGCUACCGCCGAGAGAAUCGAGCGAGGCAUUGCCAUCGGCCCUCCAGUCGGCCUUACCACCACUGCUAACAAUAAUACGGCCUCUCCCUCUGUGCGUCCAGAGACUCCCUCGGACCAGCAUCAGCAUGCAGCCAUCAACACUCCGCAGUCAGAGCACACUCCGGCCUCGUCCCGUCCUCCAUCCGCUCUUGACCAUGUCAUUCCUACUUCCCCCACAUCUAUAUCUACCUCUGGAGUGACCACCUUCGGGUUCAUGCAUGUCGUCUGCAUCCUGCUGAGCAUCAUGAUGGCACUUAACGGCUACCUCCUUCGCGACGAGAUCGCCUCUGCCGCCCGGUCCAUCCUCUACUCUCCCUCCGGACACUAUGGAAUGCCCAACUGCACCGAGAGCAUCGGCCAGAUGCUGGCCACCGUCGACCAACGCCUGACUUCCAUGACCAAGGAGAUCUCUUUUCUCAAGCAGGAAGUCAACAAAGCUACUCCUCCACCUGCAUUACCAAAAGCGAACCCCCUGGAGCCACGUCGACCCAACUUCUUCUCUCUGGGCUUCGGUGCCACUGUCGACCCUUACCUGAGCUCCCCUACCCUGUCGUCUACCAGGAGCUUCCUCGACCGCCUCCGCCGUUUUGCAGGCGGCAUCCGCCCUGGCCCUUCCCCUGUCUCUGCCCUGCAGCCCUGGGACGAGAUUGGCGACUGCUGGUGUGCGUCCACCUCUACUUCUCCUGCUUCUGCUUCCAAGAAGGAAGACAAGAUCCAGCUCUCCGUCGAGCUUGGCCGCCCCAUCGUCCCCGAAGAAGUGAUUGUCGAACACAUGCCGCGAGAGGCCACCCUGGACAACGGGGCCGCAGCUCCUCACCUGAUGGAGCUCUGGGGAGAAUACACGGACGCAAACACCGUUGAUGAAGUGAGAUCGUCCCUGGCAGCAGUGUGGCCUGGAGAAGCCGAGUCCGGCUACGCCCACGAGCCGUCGCUGGGCCCAUCGUUCGUCCGUCUUGGCCGCUGGCAGUACGACAUCCAUGCAGCUCAUCACAUCCAGCGGUUUAGCGUUGCUGCGGCGUCGGUCCACGAUCUGCCUGCCACCAGCAAGGUGGUCGUUGUCGCGAGGUCCAACUGGGGCCAGCGAGAGUACACCUGUCUCUACCGGCUGCGACUACACGGACGUCUCUAGCACUCCGUACUUCUCAUGUACUUCUACUUCUUCUACUUCUUUUGUUAUGGCGCUACUGGCCUGCCGUCGCUAGCAUGUCAUCUUAGAAAUAAUCAAAGGCAUCAAGACAAGACGGCCGUUCGUCUCAGAUAGACUGCUGGUUCCCGAUCUCCUUCUCCUUCGGCUCUCCCGGUUUCACCAUCUCUCGUCUCGUCUAUCCUAAACACUUCAUCUACUGCCUUUUCAUCUAUCUCAUCUUCCCGUCUAUCAUCCAAGUCACCCCGACUAUCGCCGCCAUCGACUGUCGCUAGCAUGUAAGUAACUCGCAGUAACUGACUAGGGCGACACGAGGCUUGCCCGUCUCCAUCCAACGUCCCGCGACAGGGAUGAGAAGUAACAGUCGAAGUCUUCUUCUCUUCUCUUGUUAUUCUCUUGUUAUUCUCUU
Molecule: messenger RNA, 1673 nt
Organism: Trichophyton rubrum CBS 118892
Lineage: Eukaryota; Fungi; Ascomycota; Eurotiomycetes; Onygenales; Arthrodermataceae
Exons: 1
Coding region: 335-1249 (304 amino acids)
Biological process (GO): nuclear envelope organization
Cellular component (GO): meiotic nuclear membrane microtubule tethering complex; nuclear envelope
Molecular function (GO): protein-membrane adaptor activity
Source: RefSeq, a predicted model, not a curated record